CCAAGACCAAGAUGGAGGAUCCAAAGCCGCUGUACAUGUGCAGAUAGGAAUUGAAAUGUGAAGAUUCCCGGUAUAAAAGGCCACGAAGAGGAACGGAAAUAAGAGAAAUUAAUUAUUUCCUGCCCCUGGAAUAGUCAAGGAGUGUGUGUGCUGGGAGGACCUGAGCCACUUCCACCCCAUCCCUCCCUGACACACACACACACACACACACACCCCAGACACCCCUAAACACCCCAGAACACACCCACACCCCCUUUCUUACUCUUCCACCCCUCUCCCCCCACCAUGAACAUCCCCCUCCCAGAUGAGAUACCCCUGCCUGGGGGGGUGGGCAGCCGACAGGGCCCCCCACCCCCUAUUCUCCGAGGCGGCCCUCUCAUACCCCGCCCUCCACAGCCCCCCCCACAGAUCAUGCUGCCCCCUGGACCCCCACCAAACCUCUCCCUGCCCCCCCCUGUUUUUUCACACCCACCCCCGUUCCUUGGCCCCCCUCCCCCGCGUCAUCCUGGCCCUGUGCCUCUGUUCAGCAGGAUGCCGGGCACUGCGGGGGGCCAGAUGUUCCCCACCCCCCCUGCCGAGAGGUACUCUCCCAGCCGUGUCACAGCUGAUGAUGAUGAUGCUACCCCCACCCCCAGCCUGAGCCACCCUCCACCCACCCCAGCCCUCACCAAGCCUCCUCCAGUACCCCUCCCCACCACCACCACUACCACCACCACCAGCGAUGCAACAGCCCCAUCUACCUCAGCCGGCCCACCCCCUGGCCCGACCCCCUCCCUGACAGUGGCCCCCCCCACGGCAAGCAAGACGGGGGUGACCAAGCUGCUGGGGAGUAAAGAGGCCAAGAAAAGAUUGCUGGCGUUUUCUGGCAAGACAAUGAAAGUUUCCUCGUUCACCCUGACAAAAACGCCACGUCCAGCUGCCAACUCUGCCCUGCCGGGGGACGACGACGUGAAGAAGGGCCUCGCGCCGACCCCCGGGGGCACAGGCGGGGCAAAGAAGAAGAAGAAGGAGGAGAAAGUAUCAAUAAUUGAACAGAUUCGCGACGAGGAAUCCAGACUGAAACAGGCGCUGGGUUUAAAGAACAUAAUUUUCAACCCUUACGGUCCUGGCCUGGCCCCGAUUGCCAAGCUGCUGGACAACCCCGAGGAGCUGAAGCGCUUUGAGACCAAGGGCCGCACCAUGAAGGUCCGGCUGGAGGAGUACGAGGCUCGGCAGAACAGAAACAAGGAACAGCGGCGCAGGGACAGGCCGGAGAGGGUCGACAGAAUGGACCGCCCCAGGGCAAAGGAGAAGGACAGACGCACGGACGCACAGGCCACGCAGGACGCCAAGGCCCCAUCGGAUGCCUCGGGGAAGGACGAGCCCCGGAAACGGCCCCGCAGAGUGCCAAAAUCGUGGAAGGAAUUUAAGAGUGAAAAAUUUGACUUUGAGCUUCUGAGACAAGUGCGGCGCGACCAGAUGAGGAGGCAGAACCGCGGGGCACGGGGUGGGGCGGUGUUCAAGGACCCCAAGAUGAUGUAUCCUAUCCGCGCCAAGGGCCUCGGCGGCUCGGACAAGGAGUACCCGGCCAGCUUGGUCCGCUACACCAAUGCCAGACCAAGCAUAUCGUUUGCAAUCAACUCCGCUAAAUUCCGCGCCCAUUUCUUCUCCCGCACUGAAAUCCGCCACUACCAGCCAGAGGAGUGGAGCGCCCUGGAGGCCUUCUGGUCCGCUCCAUCCACCCACCUGCCCCCAUCGCCGCCCCGUGCACAGAAAUGCUGGUACCUCCACGUUGACAACUGGCCAGAGGAAGUAAGGACAGUACCUUGUGUCCCUGCCUCUGCUACCCCACCCCCUGCCCCGCCCCCUGCCCCAGCCCCCUCCCCGCUCCCUCUGAAGCCCCCCACACGCAAGUCAGCCAAGUCCAAGUGGGAUUCGGACACAGAAGAGCAAGUGGAGGGACAGAAGAGAGGGGAGAGAGAGAGGAGGAAGGAGGAAGAGGAGGAGGAGGAGGAGGAGAGGAAGGAAAAUAAAAAUAUAAUCAAGAAUUUGGAGGAAGAGGAAGACCAGGAGGUACAGGUGAAGGAAGAGGAGGAAGAGAAGACUAUCCCAGAGAAGAUGAAGGAAGAGGAGGAAGAGGAGGAGGAGGAGGAAGAGAAGAGUGAGGCAAAGGUCUUCCCUGAUUGUUUGACUGAAGAAUAUGAAGCUUUCCUUAUGAUGGUGGAUGGAGGAGGAGGAGGAGAGAAGAAAGAGGAGGAAGAGGAAGAGGAGGAGGAGGAGGAGGAAGGAAGAUGCAAGAGGAACGUCACAUCACUAUAUAAAGAAGAGGAGGAAGACUACAUGAAAAUCGAAGAAGAGAAGGAGGAAAGAAGAAGAAAGAGGAUGAGAGAGGAGGAGGAGGAAGAGGAAGAGGAGAAGAAGGAACAGAAGACCCUGGAGAAGAUGGAGAAGAAGAGGAAGAAGCAAAUGAAGAAGGAGAAGAGGAGGCAAAAGAAACUGGAAAAGAAAGCAAAGAAGAAAGCGAAGAAGGAGAUGAAGAAGAAGAGGAAGGAGAAAGAGAGGAAGAGGGUCAAGAGGAGGAGGAAGAGCAGUGAUAGUUCAGUAUCCUCCCCUGUACAAAUGGAGGAGGAGGAGGAAGAGGAAGAGGAGGAGGAGAGAAGACUUACAAGAGACAAGAGGAAGAGGAGACAAGAAUGGACUGCAAUAAGUGGCAGAGAGGAGGAGGAAGAGGAGGAAGAAGAGGAGGAGGAUAAACGCAUCACCUCGAGGAAGAAGAAAGAGGAGGAGGAGGAAGAGGAAGAGGAACAAGAAGAGGGUAGAAGAUUCAGCAGACACUCAGAUAAUGAUGAAAGCCCUUCUUAUACUCCACCAAGAAGACUGCAAGAACAGGAGAAGGAAGAGGAGGAGGAAGAGGAAGAAGAGGAGGAAGAGGAGCCACCUUCCCCAGUAUCCUCCCCUGAGCUUCCCAUGGGGCGGGGCUACAGGGAAGGGGCGGAGAGGAGAGCUCAAAUCUGGGAGUGUGAGUCGGUUGGGGCCGAUAGCAAGGAGUCGUCAAGGGAGUCGUCGCCAAAACGGGGCAGAACCGGGGCACUCCGGGUCACCCCAGGGUCAGGGAGGAGCUACCCGGCCAGCGACACGUCUGGGUACUAUGACCUGACCCCGGACUCCUCCAGCGGGGCAUCCGGGGCAAAGACAUUCAAUUUGGAGGAUAUUCCGUACCCUACCAGAGAGAGCGAGAGGUACAGCCCCUCCAACAUGUCCCUCUCCUCCUCCUCCUCUGCCCCGCCCACCCCGCCCCACCCCACCCCAGACACCCUGGACGCCAUCCCCAUCCCCCCACCCACCCCAGACCUCACCAACAUCCCCAUGCCGCCCGUCACCUUCACCAUCACCCCGCCAGCCCCCAUCCCCAGGCCCAAGGAGGACCCCCUGCCGAGACCCAAGCCCCCGGUCCCGCUUCCUCCCAUGGCAGCCGCCCCACUGCCCCCCUUCUCCGUCCCCUUGCCCUGCCCCACGCCCGCCCCCCUGCCAGCAGCACCCAGCCCUGCCUCCAGGGAUGAGUCCCCACCAGCCUCUCCACCCCGGGAGGUGCCCCCCAUCGUGCUGCUGUCCCCCGCCGCCAUCCCCAUCCCCACCUCCCGCCUGGACGCCCCGCCCCGCCCCGCCUCCCCCAGGCCUGCCUCGCCUCACCAGGAGAAGACUCACUGGGUAGAGAAGAAGGGGGAGGGGGUUGAGGCUGGGGUGGGGGGAGGAGGAGGCCUGCGCCCCGCCCGCCCCGGCCCAAUCACCUUCAGGCUUGGGGCGAAGGGUGCGCUGCGGCUGCCCCGCCCCGACCUGAAGGGCUUCCUGCCCCAGGAGGAGGAGGAGGAGGAGGAGGCGCGGGUGCCCCCCGGGGGACACGACAGCGGCGACGACGAGCCCCCCAUCCUGCACCCCCCGGCCCCCGAGCCCCGCCCCACCCACCACCAGCCACACCAGUCCCCACCGCAGUCUCCGUCCCCCGCACCACACCAGGAGCACCUACCCCAGGACUGCCUGCCCCGCCCCCACCAGACACCGCCCCCGGCCUCCCCUGUCCAGAGAGAGCGCGCCCCUCACAGGUCCCGCUCACGCUCCCCCCGCCGCCUGCCCCGUGCCAGGUCCCCCGUCACGCGCCACAAGUCCCCGCCCCGCCCCAGCCCCACCAAGGACCGUUCACCCCCCAGGGACUCCUCCAGCGAGAGGGGGCGCUCACCCCGUCCCCGCCGCCCCCAGGCCAGGACCCGCUCACCACCCCGCAGCAGGACGCCCCCGCCCAGGACCCGCUCCCCAGUCCCCCGCGGCAAGAGCCCCACCAGGGGCAGGACACCUCCCCGGGGCCGCUCCCCCGUGCGUGCCCGCAGCCCCUACAAGAACCGGUCCCCGCCCCCCCGGGCACGCUCUCCUCCCAAGGCUAAGUCCCCGGGGCGCGGCCGCUCCCCCCACCGUGCUGCCUCCCCCAUGCACAGCCGUUCACCACCGCGGGGAGCCAGUCCCCCCGGGGGCCGGGGCCGAGUCUCUCCCAAGCUGCGGUCGCCACGCCGCACCCGUGACUCUCGCUCCCGCAGCUGGUCCCCCCGGCGCCGCAGGAAGGCUGGCGGCGGCGGCAGCCCUGAGGCGCGGCGUGGCAGGCGGGGCGGCAGGCUGGCCAAGACCCCGCCCCGUCAGGCCAAGGGGGCCAGGGAGCGCCGCUCUCCCCCGCCUCGCCGCUACCACAGCCCCACCUCUCCUUCUCCCCCACCCCGGGAGGAGCGCUAUGCCCCACACCACGGCCCCAGCCCCCCGCGCCGCUCCCCCUCCCGUAGCCCAGCCCGCUCCUACCACCACGGCCCACACACCCCAGAGCGCCCCCCAGAUGCUGGCCGCUUCCCUGCUUCACCGCCCGACGGCUACUCAGGGCGCGGCGGCCGCCACACCCCCGAGGGCUCCCCGCCCCCAGACCAUCGCCAGUACCACAUCCCCGUGGGGCAGUACCGCAGCAGCAUCAGUCCUCCCUUCUCCCGCAGCCCCCCGUGGAGCCCCGGUGGGGGGCGCCGCGCCAGCCCCACGGGGUGGCGCAGUCCACGCUACCAGCACCAGCACCACCACCACUACACUCCCCCGCCCCGUGACCGCUGGAGCCCCCAGCGCUCCCCACGCCGUGCUACCCGCUCCCCGGGGCGCCGCUCACCACCCCCAGGCCGCCGUGCCUCCCCGGGGCGGGGCCGCUCACCCCCCAGCCGCUCCCCACGCCACUCCCCGCGCCGUUCCCCAGGGCUGAGGUCCCCCCGCCGCUCCCCCUCCCCACGGGGUGAGGUGUACCCCUACGAGCGGCGGGGCUGGGGCGGGGCAGCCUGGGAGUGGGAAGCGUCCCACCACCACCACCACAGCCCCAAGGCAGAGCAGGGGGAGGUGCGGUACAGAAGGGGCAGCGCAGGGGACAGUGCCCCCCUCAAGACAGACGCUGACUCCACCAUCAGCGACUCAGAGCUGCCCUCUGCCGCGCCCCCGGCUCCCCCUCGUCCCCCGCCCGCCCCAACACCCAUUCCCCAGCAGCCCGACCCAGUCCUGCGCCGGCCAGAGACGCUGCAACACCCCCAUCGCCACGGGGGGGGGUCACCACGCCGCCCCACGCUGGACGAGAGGCUGCGCCGUGAGCACGGCGUGCACCUCCAGCAGCAGCAGCAGCAGCAACAGCAGCAGCAGCAGCAGCAGCAGCAGCAGCAGGUGUACAGCUGGCCCUAUCCUCCACAGCCACAGCAGUUCCAGUACCCUUAUGAUGCAGCCGAGGGGACUGACGCCACCACCACCGCCGCCACCGCCACCACCACCACUGCCACCACCGCCACAACAAGGGUUAUUCAAGUUGGGAACAUGCUUCAGGUGUUGCCCCAAGAUGCCUCAACCCCGCAGCCCCACUCCCCCAUGAUAGUGCAGGCAGGGAAUGUCAUACAGGUUGUUCCAGCUGACAACAUGCAGGUGUUAGGGGCAGAGGUUGUUGGAGUUGGUGGAGUCAUGCAAGUGGUCGGGGUCCCAGGCUCUCCCCCGACCCCCUCUCCAGUCCCUGCCCCCACCCAGACCCCUGCCCCAGCCAUCCCUCUCCCUGUGACCCCUGCCCAGUCAUCCCUCACCCCCUCCUGCCCCCCUGCGGUGCUGCCAGGGGGGGUGACGGGAGGUGGAGGUGGGCCACACACACCUGGGUUACCUGUGGCUCGGCUUAUCUCCCUCCUCCAGCAGCAAAUCCCGAGGAUCAACGAGGACAUGGUGGACCCAGAGAUUGCAGCAGCAGCAAGAGAGAGAGAGAAGCAAGAGAGGAGGGAGAGGAAGGAGAGGAGGAGGAGAGAGAGGGAGGCCAGGAGGGAGGCACGUCAGAGAGAGAGGGAGAGGAAGAGGUUGAUUCUAUUACAACAACAACUGCAACAACAACAACAGUUAGCCAAUGAGGAGGGGGAGGGGCCGUCCUCUGAUGCUGAGGAUGAGGUAUUGUUCAGGGAGGCCAUGUCGGAGGUGCCGGUGGUGGGGUCGCCAGUUCCAGAGUACGAGGUGGAGGAGGAAGAGGAAGAGGAGGACGAGGAGGAGGCACGGAUGAGGAAGAAGAAAAGAUUAUUACCUGUAGCUCUCCCUCCAGCUGAUAAGGGGAUAUUAAUGAGCCCUUCCUACAGGUCAAGAGAUGAUUACCGGCCCAAGGCAGUGAAGUUUGCAGAUGGGGUGCUGCCAGGGGAGGGGACGUCACCCAGUGGAGGGGAGGAGAUCCACUCCCCACCACCCCCUACCCCCACCACCACCACCACUGCCACUACCACCACUGCCACCAGGAAGAAAGAGAAGAAGUUUAGAAAGAAGAGAAAGGUUAAAGUGAAGCUGAUCAAGCUGUAUACAGGAGACAAGGAUGGCAGCCACUCUCCCCCGCCCCCUCCAGGGUCACCGCCCCCCUUCACUGCACUGAAGUUGUACCCAGGCUACACCCACUACACCUUCACAGCUCCCAGCACUGCAGUUAUAUACACACAGCCUUCCCCACAGCAAUAUGCUUACAACCAAGUGGCAGCCAUUCCUGGGGGGGUCGUGGUGGCCAACCGGGGGGGAGCAACGACCCCCACCAACCCCCCCACAGGGAUGUUCAGUUAUCCUGGGUAUGUGUACACCACCCUCUACUCCCCUUCCCCCUCCCCUGCCCAGCCCACCUCCCUCCAGUAUAUUCUUCCAGCAGCAACAGCAGCAGCAGCAGCAGGAGCAGGAGGAGGAGGAGGAGGUGGAGGAGGAGGAGGAGGGGCCAGGAGGAAGGAGGAGUGAGGAAGAAGAAGAGGAGAAAGAGGAAGAAGGAUUGUCAGCAAGAGAAGAGGAAGAGGAGGAGGAGAGGAAUAAGGAAGAGAAUGACUUGAUAUUUCUCUCUCUCUCUCUCUCUCUCUCUCUCUCUCUCUCUCUCUCUCUCUCUCUCUCUCUCUCUCUCUCUCUCUCUCUCUCUCUCUCUCUCUCUCUCUCUGUCUGUGUGUAAGAUAAAAUUAAUUAUUCUUUAUUAUUAUUAUUAUUAUUAUUAUUAUUAUUAUUAUUAUUAUUAUUAUUAAAGAGCAAAUAGAAUAGAGAAGAAUAAAGUUAAGAAUUUUGUUAUUAUUAUUAUUAUUAUUAUUGUUAUUAUUAUUAUUAUUAUUAUUAUUAUUAUUAUACAUUUGUUUCCUUGUAUAUAAAUAAAAUUGUAAUUGUGA
Scylla paramamosain (green mud crab) is the source of this 7679-nucleotide messenger RNA. Its product is annotated as serine/arginine repetitive matrix protein 2-like. NCBI's taxonomy places the organism in Eukaryota, Metazoa, Arthropoda, Malacostraca, Decapoda, Portunidae. The record is from RefSeq and is a predicted model, not a curated record.